Molecule: messenger RNA, 955 nt
Organism: Agrilus planipennis (emerald ash borer)
Lineage: Eukaryota; Metazoa; Arthropoda; Insecta; Coleoptera; Buprestidae
Exons: 6
Coding region: 131-613 (160 amino acids)
Biological process (GO): angiotensin-activated signaling pathway
Cellular component (GO): plasma membrane
Source: RefSeq, a predicted model, not a curated record
UGCGUGCAAUGGUGCAUAUUCUGUGCAUAUUAUUGUUUCAUUUUUAGUAAAAGCUGUGUAUUCAUGGUGUUUUAAUACACGGGACAUAUGAAUUUUAGUUUGAAAAAUAAUUUUUAGUUUGUGAUUUAAAAUGCCUGAUUUAACGUCCGUACGCAAUCUAAACCUUAAGGUUAUAUUUCUUGUUCAUGUAAUUUUUGUCUCAUUGGCCUGUAUGGGGGGUUGGUCAACUAAUGCGUACUUAUUUUACAAUUCUAUACUUAUAAUAAGUCUUUUGUGGGGUAUCUAUCACCCGGAAUCUGACGAACCUAUUCAAUUAGGGAUUGUUAUGAAUGCAAUAUCAAUUAUUCUUGAUAUUUUACUGCUGUGUUUUAGCUUUCCUUCAAACCAUUGGGCAAGAGAAAGUUUCUCAGCUGCAGUGGCAAUCCUACAUUUAUUGGCACGUCCCAUUUCGAUAAUAUUUUUGGGAAAAAUCCAUCAAGAACGAAGUGGAACAGGUAUAGACCUCUUUGGGGGUCGUAACCGUAGUUAUGAAGACAUGGAUAGGUCAACCCCUCCCACUCAACCCCCAGCCACCCAAGGCGGCUACGAUUUUUCGACUGCACAACCAAUAUGAGACUAAUUUAUUAUAGUUAUACUUACUUAUCUAAAAAGAGUUAUUAAUCUUUAACUCUACUUCUAAAAAAAGGAUAUUAACGUAUCAGUGAAGGAUAUGUACACCUAAAAAUAUUUUUUAGUUAUUUGAUUUAUUUUGUAGUGCCAUUUUUGUUUAAAUUAUUGCUUUUUUCUGUUAUUAGUCGUGUAAAUAACACUACAUUGCAUGAUAACAACUUUAUUUGCUUAUCAAUCUACUUAUUAAGGGAUAAUGAUAUUAUUAAGUUAUUCAAUAUUAAGUAAUAAUCAAAUAUUUGUUGUAUUCUGUACUUUAAUGUAACAAAGUUUAUACUGAUGUGCAAUA